GGCCAAACUGGACGAGCCCACCGCUGUUGGCCGACCAAAACUAUCCCUGCGUUCACGUAUAUUUUUGAUAUUAUCUUACAAGAAAACAGCAUUAUAUAACUCUUUCUGCAACUACCUAGCUACCACGGCCAUGCAUUCCGCUACAAGUCGUAAAUUUCUACCUGGUUUACUUUAAAACGCUCACUUUCCACCGAUUUAAACGUAGACUAACUCCGGGUUAGUUUUGGACUUGUAAUCCGCAAAGUAACAACUAAGCAGCAGCUAGGUGGGCUAAUGUUGAGCUUUAAACAUAGCGUAAAGGCGCCUUUUGGAGAAUAUUCAGAUGGCUGUACGUUGGCUAUGCAGCCUGUUUGGGAAGCCCUUUGAUGGAGGGAAGCGAAUGGACCCAGGCAUGCCUCAGUCCCCUCCCCAGACACAGCCUCCUCCUCCUGGCUUCACCGUACCCGCCUUUGUGGUACCCGGGUUCACCGUACCCGGGUUCACCGUACCCGGGUUCACCGUCCAGCACCACCCGGCCCUGAUACGACUGGGCGAAGUGCACAGGGAGGUGGCUGCGCUUGGGCCUCAUGUUUGUACCUUCAGUGGGCUUCAAAACGACAGAGAAUACAAAAGACUGGAGAGAGAGCUGGCCAAGCUACAACUGGAGGUGGACCAGGUGGACACAGAGGGCCGCGCUGAUCUGCAGGCCGCUCGUAAACGCGCCGCGCAGGAGGUGGAGGGUCUGCUCCGGUACAUGGAGGAGAACGCCACGCAUCCCUCCAGACUCGCCAUAGAGCAGCUGAGCACCGAGGCACGCAGUCUGGUGGAGGACAAGAUCGUCGCCCCCCAGAGGUCAGGAGGAGUGGCCGAAAUCAACGAUGAGCUGGUGGACGCGCUGCAGGAACUGGUGCUCAAACUCACACAGGUGAAGACAGAGGGCCGUAUCCCUCUGAGGAAAGCUCGGUAUCGCGCUUUGACUCGGCUGUGUGCGGUUCAGGAGGUGAUCGAGGGCAGGACCCAGCAGACCCUCUCUCUCCCUCUGUCUGAUGAUACACAUGAGGCUGUGCACCGCAUCAACAACAUCAUGGUCAAGGUCAGUGUGGCGAGAGGCCAGCUGGUGGCGCUGUUGAUGGGUCUGAGUGGGCGGGACAGCUGUGCACACCUGUCAAGGAUCCUGACGGAGCUGCAGGUUGAGCUGGAUGCCCUGGACGUCUCUGGGAACAGUGUGGUCAGAAACUACAGGAAGCAGGUGGUGGAAGAGAUCAACGGACUGUUAAAACAACUGGACCUGGAGGAGGAGGGAGACGACACACGCAGAUAUGACUUGGCUCAGAACGACUCUAUCCGAGAGAUCGAGGGGGUCCGCUCCCACGUGUUUCAGCUGCGAGAGGCCGUCCUCAGGAGCUGUUUCAUGGGAGACUUCAGCUUCAGACCUAAAGCUGAGCUCCAGAGUCUGGUGACCCGCCUGGACCAGGUCGACACAGCCAAAAACCCCUGUAUCAGAGAGGCCAGACGCAGAGCUGUGCUGGAGGUGCAGGCUGUCAUCACCUUCCUCGACCUCAGGGAGGCGCUGACUUUCCGACAGCCGUGCCCCGGGGAGCACCCAGCGUACCGCGCCGUGUGGACCGUCCUGGGUAACCUGUCCGAGCUCCAGGCGCAGGUGCUGGGCUUCGACGGUAAACGAGCCGAUAAGAGCUACCUGAUGCUGGAGGAGCUGCUGACCAAACAGCUCCUGGCUCUAGAUGCAGUGGAUCCAGAGGGACACGAACCCACCAAAGUGUCCCGAAAACAGGCGGUCAAGUUCGCCCAGAACAUCCUCAGCUACCUGGACAUGAAGACGGACGAGUGGGAGUACUGAGAGACUAAAGUGUGUGAAGAGAAAUGAGUCCAGGUGUCGCUAAAGAAAGGGAUAUUCGGUAAAGCAACCUCCAAAAACUCCAUCAGAUUUACGUAUAGGCAAAGUAGGUCCGGUGUUUUGCCCAAGGGCACAGGAAAAAGUAGUAAGCAGUGUUGAGGUUAAACCAGCAACCAUCCCCUGCUAAUCUGGACAUGAGGAAGGACGAGACAAAUGCAGUAUGUUAGGAAAUAUUAACCUAAAUAUCUAAAAAUAUCUGAGAAAUGAAUCCAAACAAAUGAAAUCCAAAAAUGCGAUUUUUUUGUAGAGUAAAAAUAGUAGGAAUAAAUAUAUUGUUGUUCACGUUGGUUUCAGCAAGUUUAAAUUUGAAUAUUAUAUAAUUCUUGUACCUAAAAAGCUUGGAUUCUAAAACUGUUUCUGAAUUCUGAAACACAUAUUGUCAAGUACAGCAUGUAUCAAGCCUUAAAAGUUUAAUUUCGAUCCUUUUUCCUGAGCUAGUUUUAUCGAAUAUCCCUUUUAGUGUCCGCCUAAACAGCAAACCACAUGGCCAGUCCUGUUUUUCCUUAUAGGUCUACUGAAAAGGCACUGGAUCUCAUUUCUCUGAGCACAUUAUAAACAAAAACACUGGUCAUUCCACAGCCUGUAAAUAGACUCCGACUCUCAGAGUGCACUGCAGCAGCCCCGUCUCCUCAUUGACUUUUGUUUGGGAGGAUUUUGUCACCCUCUACUGUCCGAGUGCCGUGUCUGUCUCCUCUGUGUCCGCUGCCAAAGCUGCACCACACGCCUGUUUAAAACUCUCAUUCAUAAAAACGACUCCAGAAUUCAACUUUUCUCUCAAUACAAAUCAUUUCCGAAUAUUUCUGAGCUGUUUAAUUUUGACCUGGUUACAGAGACAGACUGAUGCUGCUAGAACUGACAAGAAAACAUUGAAUAAAGGACAGUUUUUGCAUCAAUAUUUCAUUCAGUUACAGUCUGUUUUGAGUGGUACUCUUAUACAUGAAAAAGAAAAAUUCAUACUCAAAGUUGCCUAUAGUUCAAAUUAAGUACAAUGCCCUAAUAUAUGUUGGAAAACUGGAACAAAUAGUGUGACCAUCUUAAAUUGGCACUGUAGACAGGAUCGUUCCAGUGGCCUAAAUAUCCAGGAAUCAAUGAUGGUCCUGGUUUAGUCCUGGUUUAGUCCUGGUUUAGUUCUGGUUUAGUCCUGGUUUAGUCCUGGUUUAGUCCUGGUUUAGUCCUGGUUUAGUCCUGGUUUAGUUCUGGUUUAGUCCAUGAAUUACUGCUGGAAAAUUUGACAAAUUAGUUAUUGGUUUCAGAAACUUCCCAAAACUACAUCACAAAGUCACCCAGAUAAUGAGUAUUAGUGGAGGGUAAAGUAACUCUAAUUGGCUUUACAUAGAUGCCAUCGUUUGUGCUAAAAAAAUAAUGCAUUUAAUUUAAUAUUUGAUUAAAGCAGACACGGGCAAAGUACGGCCCGGGGACCAUACAUGGCCCUUUGGUCUUAUUAAUCCAGCCCAUGAGACCAAAUUAUAUUAAAAUAGGUAAGGGUAAACCUUGUUUUUCUGUGUUUAUUUCAUUGAAAUGUAAUGAAUGAAUUAUUAAUUUAAUUAAUGCAUUUGGAAAACAAUUUGUACAAUGAGCCCUGCAUAUUCAGGCUUUGCUACAUGUUACAGGCCAAAUCUCUAAUGUAAUAUAAACAUAUAUAUAUAUCCUGACCCCGCCCGUCUAUCAAAUUUUAGAACCCACAGUGGCCUGUGUGUAAAAAAGUUUGUCCACCCCUGGAUUAGAGCAGUUGGUUCCUGCCCUAUGUCGUCUAAACGGGUGUCAUUGUCUAUUUGGCUUAGUUCAGAGGCUCUCAAACUUUUCACACUAAGCACAACAAAAAAUGUGUGAUUUGGUUUGGCUUUCUGAGGACUACCAGAUCUAAACCAGGUUUAUAACAGGACUAUUCCAGGUCUACAUCGUUGGCACAUUAUUCAGUUCUCUGAAGGAGCUCACGUACCACAGUUUGAGAAACGCUGAUGUAGUCCACGAUUCUUGUGUUAGAAUGCAUAAAUAAUAUUGGUAAGUUUUUGGAUCAGGUUUUAUUAGUGUCGGUUUGGGAUAUCAAGAAAAGGUCUUAUCUUUCUCCUCUCUACGAUCUCCCUGUGUCACCAGCAACUGUUUGAUAAAAGCACUGAUUUAACCCUCAGCGUUAUCUCUCGCUCUCAAAAUGGCCGCCAGCAAAACGUCAACAGAACAGUUUCAACAUGACUCCUCCUCCCUGUCCUCCUCUUACGCUCGUUACAUGUGGGACGUGUCUGAAUCUAAAAUUGAUUUAAAUUUAUUUUUUUUUAAUUGUGGAGUUGAAAAUUUUGAGGAAUUGUGCUGCUACUGCCAUUAUUCAGGUUUUACUUUGUCCCUGAGAAAUAAGUGGACUAUACACAGACAUUAAUGAUUCAAAUUUGACUUAAUACUUAGAAAUAUUUCCAUUAGGUGAUAAGGAGGUAUUUGUGCCUUUAUUUUUGUCAUCUGCUUUCAAUUGUCUGUCAAAGUAGUAUUGUGAAUAAGUAUGUCUGCAAAGUAUGUACACGAGACCAAGAGUGGACUGAAGAAAUGCACAUGGAACCAACAUUUGACUUCAUUUAAAAGCUCAAAACUUCAAUUAAAAUGGGAAAUAUGACAGCGCUGUAGUAAGAUCUGGUCAAGUCACAGACAUGGCAAGAUAGUAAAGGUGCACUGUGUAACUUUUCUGAAGGAUAUUCCACCGCGUAUCCAUGCUUUUGACUGGAAUGUUCCACUGUGUGCUAGAGACGCAUUAUAUGAUCUCAUUACAGAUGUUUUUAGCACUUUCUUCACUGGCCACUUCACAGAUCUGACCUGUAAUUUGGCUCGGUACCGUCGCUUACUUGUCACCAUGGCGAUAGAGAAGUUUAAUGCCAUACUGCGGAACACUCCAUGCGUAAUGAGACCGUGUAAUCCCUCAUUUGUCCGAAGCAGAAAGUUAAAACGAUGACUAUGGAUCUCUAUGGAGACGAGAGUGCAGCAGACUCUCCGCCAGAAAUGUUACCCAGUGCAGCUUUAAUCCUACACUUAAGGCAAUAUUUAACAACUACCAGAAUGCCACUACAAUCUUUUCAUUUGCAUUAUCUUAUCGAAAAUGUCCCUGGUUAAAGAUUUGAUCGUCGAAAUCGCAUUUUGAAGUCCAUUUUGUUCCCGUCGAUAACACUACAAAAACAAACCUUGUAUGUCUGUUCACGUACGAAGCACUACGAUAUUCACACAUAUUUUGUUUGUAUUAUCACGUUUAUUAUUGCACUAGUGAUAAAAAAGACACAUUUUUAGAGUCAGUAUUAUGCACACUGGUUAAGAUUAACAUUUGGACAAUACAUUUCUGACAAAACUGAUGCAAAAUGUUACACCAAAACAGCCCGAUACAGAUGUUACACUUUUAACAUUACACUUUUGAAAACCGUGGUGUAAUAUAUUGGUUUUAAUAUUUACAGUAAAUUGCUAAAUGCAUUUUAGCUUCCAUGUAUUUAUAAAAAAAAACAGUUUGAAGGACCGAUAACGUCAGCUUUGAAAACAAUUGGGUGAAAUUCAAAGGGAAAUUACGUCUCAAUUUGCAUAUUUUGGUUAGCGGCUCAUUGUGUGUAUAUAUAUAUUUCAAUUGAUUAAAUACAUUUGUGCAAAAGAUGAAGCUGAUUAAGCAAAAAUCCCUAAAAAAAACUGUUGAAUGUCAUCAGCUUCAUUGGAUAAUUAAUAAUAGUGAAAAAAUAAGGAUACACUGGACAUUUAGACGGUAAAAACGACAAUAUUUGAUCUCAUUUUGAUAUUAUCUUGGGGACAACGUAUCGUCCACCUCUACUCAUUGCAAACUGAAAUUACUGAAACACCCAAAAUGAAAACCUAAACUCAAAACUAAAACUCAAACUUCAGCCAAAAUGAAUGUACGCAAAUGUACGCACACCCUUAAUAUGUCAUUUGAGACGCCGCAAAAUUCUGCUUAUUGUAAAACGCAUUUAUACACAGAAUAUAUUUACGAUUUUUGAUCCUUGACUUUUGUAAGAAAACAGCAACAAACCAGCAGUGUUACCGACCCCUCAGUCCUUCUAAAAAUAAAAAAAAUCUCUAAAAUGAUCUAAAAAUCUUCACUUUUUUUUUCGUUUUGUUCCUCCAGCUCUAUCUCUGAAUGUAGUUUUUCGAAUGUCCUGUCGCCGUCGCGUUUUUGCUUGCACCAAAGUUUAUGUUUAUUUAUUUAAAGGUAACGAAAGUUUGGAGAAAAGAUGGAUUUAAGACUGAGAUAUCUGGGAUUGUGUUUUUGGAGAAUGCAAAAAUGUGUACGGAAGCUGAGGAGGCCCAUACAGUUUACAGUCGGUUAAUUAAAAAAAAACUAACAAAGUCUAACAAUGAAAAUGAGUUUUUACAGUUCUAAAUACUGGAGAAUUAUCCAAGAAUAUGACAUUUAUUUGGAGUUUGCAUGUUCUUCCUGUGUGUGGGAUGGAUCAAAUCUGUAUUAUAAGGUCUAUGUUUGAGAUUACAGUUAUAUAUUUUUAAUUUGUGCAACGUUUAGUGCACUAUCUGGGAUUAUCUGCUCGUCUUCAUGGAGAAAUAUUGCAACUACCAUGUUCUUACCUGUAUCGAUACCUUGAAAAAACGUUCAAUCAGACAGAUCCGACCUGGAAUUUAAUCUUCUCGGAGGAUCAGCUGUUUUAUUCCAAGUUUAAUGCCAUGCUACGGAACAUAACAGGCUAAAAUAUAACAUCUCCAUAGAGACAAGCAUGUGUUGGUCCUCCUCAGCUCCCGUUUAAAGUAUGCACUGCUGUCUAGAACGAAACUGGACAGUUAGAAGUGAAACAAAUGAAAGAGAGAUGUUUUUUUAACUGUAAAUUUUCCACAAAUGCACUUUUAUUUUCAUUUUAAUUUCAGAUUUACUUUCGCUUUGUUGCUGCUGACAGAAAUCCUGCUAGUUUUUUCUUCCACUGGUGUCUUCUCUUAAGUCGCCUUUUAAACGUGCGAGUAUUUGGAGACUUUGGACCGUGUUUUUUUUGGCUUUUUGUGUCACGGUUUCAGAUUGUUGCUUGUACAGAAGCAGUGAAGUGAUGUGUCGUGUGAAUGAAACAAACCCGGACGAAUAAACUCUUUCAGCAGAAAA
Periophthalmus magnuspinnatus is the source of this 6965-nucleotide messenger RNA. It is a transcript of the gene bag5, whose product is annotated as BCL2 associated athanogene 5. The record is from RefSeq and is a predicted model, not a curated record. Lineage: Eukaryota; Metazoa; Chordata; Actinopteri; Gobiiformes; Gobiidae. Gene Ontology annotation, cellular component: cytoplasm; cytosol; nucleus. Gene Ontology annotation, biological process: protein stabilization; negative regulation of protein ubiquitination; regulation of inclusion body assembly. The transcript is spliced from 7 exons. Bases 323 to 1837 code for a protein of 504 amino acids. Gene Ontology annotation, molecular function: adenyl-nucleotide exchange factor activity; protein-folding chaperone binding.